CGGGUACCCAUCACACACUGUGACAGAGAAUCCUGGGUACCCAUCACACACCGUGACAGAAAAUCCUGGGUACCCAUCACAGACCGUGACAGAGAUACUGUAGUUGUAAAGCAUCAGAUAUACGGUUAGCCACAAAUGUGUCGUAAGGAAAUGAAACAAAAGAAUUUCCAUUUAAUUAGUAACAAUAGGUUCAUCGUGUUUCACAUUUUUAAUCCCGCAAGGGAUUGCGCUAACAGCUUUUUAGAUCGUCUCUCUUCAAAAAUAUUCUGAUUGAUGAUUUAUAAAAUAAUUUUGCUUAAAACCAUAGAAUAUUUAGCAAUAAUCUUUAGUUCCGAUUGAGACAACUUUUUUUCUUCUCAUAAUCUUAGUUCAUCACAGUUCUAAUCAUGAUAAUUAGUCUCUUUUAUUUGUACGGUAAUUAUUUUCACUAACAAUCACAAUUGAUAUAUUGUAAAAUUCUACAGAUAUUUAACUUGCUUAUUGUGUUGAGUAUAAAAUAAUUACUAUAGAAAUUCUCUAAUAUAGAUUUCGGGCAAUUUAACAGUAUAUGUUCAAGUUAUUGAAUGUCUUGAUUGUCCAUAUGAAAUAAUUGCCCAAGAUUUAUCAUCAAGUCAAGUACUUAAUCUUACAUUAAAUACGAAAUAUACUUAUCAUAUUCGUAUUGAAUUAAGUAAUACAUCAUCAUGUCUUGAAACACUUAUGCUCUAUGAACAUGGUCAAUAUACUCUUAAUGUUCAAACAUCAAAUACUCCAUCAAUAAAUUCAAGUUCAGAAUCAGGUCUUAAAUGUCUUUUAACAACAAGUCGUUCAGCAAAUAAUAUUUAUACACCAUUAAUUGUUGGUGUUGUUAUAUUAUUAUCAUUAUUUAUUUUUUGUUUAUUUGCACAACGAAUGAAAUUACGUGAAUAUUUAAUAAAUUUAAAAAAUCGUUGUUUUAAUCAUACACCACAACAAGAAUGUACACAUUCAUAUGAUUUACAAACAUGUCCACCAGCAACAACAAUUUGUCAAUCAGGAAUUGAUACAAUAAAUACAAUAGAAUGUAAUACAAAUGGUUCAAAAUUACCAACAAUACAUAAAUUAUCACAUGUUAUUGUACCAAGAUCAAAGCGUUUACUUAGUCUUGAUGCAUUUCGUGGUUUUGCUUUAAUUGCAAUGAUAUUUGUUAAUUAUGGUGGUGGUGGUUAUGCACAAUUUGAACAUUCACCAUGGCAUGGAAUAACAUUUGCAGAUAUUGUUUUUCCAUUAUUUGUUUGGAUAUUAGGAGCAUCAUUAAUAUUUUCAUUAAAAAAUGCUCUUGAUAAAGGUGUAUCAAAACGAACAUUACUCAUUAAAGUUGCAAUGCGUACUUUAAAAUUAUUUAUUAUUGGUUUUAUUCUUAAUACACGUUUUAAAGUUGAUUUAAAUAAUGUACGAAUACUUGGUGUUUUACAACGUUUUGCUAUAGUUUAUGGUGUUAUUGGUAUAAUUGAAGUUCUUUGUACACGAUCAAGACAAUAUUCCUUAACAGCAAGUUUUAAUAAUAAUAUAAAACAUACAUCAACAAUAACAACAACAACAGUUAAAAGUGGAAGAACAAAACGUGUAACAGCUGUUUUUCGAGAUAUUUCAAAUUUUCCUCUUCAAUGGUUGUUAAUUAUUGGUUUAACUACUAUUUGGGUACUUGUUGUUUAUUUAGUUCCAUUUGAAGAUUGUCCAGCUGGUUAUUUGGGUCCUGGUGGUUUACAUGAAAAUGGUAAAUACGAAAAUUGUACUGGUGGUAUAACAGGUUAUAUUGAUCGAAUUAUAUUUACAAAUAAACAUCUUUAUCAAUAUCCAACAUGUCAACUUGUUUAUGGUUGUAAAUUACCGUUCGAUCCCGAAAAUUUACUUGGAGUUAUUCCAACGAUAUUUUUAGCUUAUUUAGGCGUUCAAGCUGGACGAAUACUUGUUAUGUAUCAAUCAGAUCUUGAUCGACUUAUACGUCUUUUUGCUUGGGGUGUUUUUACAACAGCUAUCGGAGUUGGACUUACUUCAGGUACAUUUAUUGAUGGACCAAUGCCAUUGAAUAAAAAUCUUUGGACAUUAUCAUUUUCAUUUUUUACUGCUGGUGUAGCAUUUCUUGGAUUUUCAAUAAUGUAUAUUUUUAUUGAUAAAUUAAAAUAUUGGAAUGCAACACCAUUUCAAUAUCCUGGAACGAAUUCAAUUCUUAUUUAUAUAGCACAUAUUGUUUUUGCAACAUAUUUUCCUGUUCAAUGGGUUGUUGUUAAUACACAUGCAGCACAUCUUGCUAUGGCUUUAUGGGGUUGUAUUUUUUGGAUUAUAAUUGCAUAUAUUUUCUUCAAAAAACGAGUUUUUCUUGUGCUUUAA
Molecule: messenger RNA, 2349 nt
Organism: Rotaria sp. Silwood2
Lineage: Eukaryota; Metazoa; Rotifera; Eurotatoria; Philodinida; Philodinidae
Source: the annotation of a GenBank genome assembly